Molecule: messenger RNA, 524 nt
Organism: Macroventuria anomochaeta
Lineage: Eukaryota; Fungi; Ascomycota; Dothideomycetes; Pleosporales; Didymellaceae
Exons: 1
Coding region: 1-423 (140 amino acids)
Source: RefSeq, a predicted model, not a curated record
AUGAGUCCAGUCAGAAAGAGGUUUAGCUAUCCAUUCGAGGACUGCGUACACCGGGGAGAGUUUAAGGCAGAGUUUCACUAUGACUUCUACUUCGUAUUGUGGAUUGAAAGGGAUGAAGGGGUUGCACGGCGCAAAGCACUCGGCACGGUGAUAGUAGCACGAUUUUUAGAGUCAUGUUUAGUGCUGCCUACCUUCUGUAGUUACAUCGAAAAGAAUAGCAGACAGAAUAGGUUCCAGCUUUUUGGUAAUCCCUAUAACGUUCUGCGGGAGGACGGAAAGCCUGGUAGUCUGGGCCCUUGCGUUAAGCCAGAUGGGGUAGGCGAUUCCGAGGAGCACAGGGCGAGCCCCCACAGCCCAAAAACACCAGUGCAUGCACGUCAUUCCAACUUUCGCUACAGCGGAGUUAAUUACAUAGCGGAAUAAUAGUUGGGUCGGAUUAGAAAGCACAGCGGAGUAAUCUUUACAGCAGAGCUACUAGACACCCCGACUGAUCCGAAACCACGAGACACAGAUGAUGAAGGGAG